AUGACUCAGGGGAAUAGUGGUACUAUCUACCUCCAGAAUCUAAGGGUACUUUUGGUCGAAAAUCAUUUAUGCCUACCCACUAUCUGGCCUGGUAUUAAGCGCCAAAACAAGUCAUUGUGCCCCGUGCGUCUUUGUUUCCUACCCUCUCUAGCUCAGAUGGAAACUGCAUCGCCCACUCAUGGCAAAUCCAGGGAAUCUCUUGAUAUUCUCUCUGGGACUGAGAGAGGCUUCAUUCAGCCAAUUUCUUCAUUGCCUCCAACGGUCUCACAAGAGAGUAACGUUGGCCACUCCGCCACUAGUAGUACUGGGGGACCACAAAUUCCCUCUAUCGGCGCGAUCAGCGCAUUGAAUGAGCAUAGGUUCCUGGAAGAAAUCGAGAUGGUCGAUAUCAUACCUACUGCAAUGUUGCUCGAGUCGGUCUUACGUCCUAUCUCAUCCAACGAUCUACUACAAGUGAAAGCCUCUCUAAUUAUGAAUGGCCUCAUCGGUGAGGAUGGACGCUGGAAGUGUCUCCCUAAGACCCCAUUGGAAUAUGCGGACGACCCCUCGAUAUUCAAGUCACUAGAAAGAAUUUAUGCCGACGUGAUCAGCGCUGCCAUAUCUUGUGGCCUUCUAGAGUCGAAAAUUGGUCUAUUGGCACCUCUUCUUGUCAGGGAUGACAUAGAACUCGAGUCGGGCGCCUCCAGCACAUUCAAGCCUGAAGGGUGUCUCUACCUUAAAGAUACAAGUCGCGAUUAUAAAGCAAAUGAUCUUCUCGACUAUGCAGAUAUCGUUCUCUUCAUGGGGUUAAGCGCAAAGAAUGAUCGUUCUGACCGCCUGCAUGUAAGUCUUCAAGACAUUCCCAUUGCGAUUACUUACAAUUCGACAGAAAUCGAGCUGGGAUUCGACCCUACUAUCAAAUAUAUAUACACCCGCUCAGCAUAUCCAAAUGUUCAGUCAAACUUCAAUGGUAAAGGUCAUGAAAAGGAAUCAAGGUCAAAAUCCAGUUACCUUGCCCAAGAGAAUCAAUCAAGCGAAUGUUCUUCGGUCGUGGAAGAAAGUGUGUACCACAUCCUAGUUCGAAAUGAAGAGGGAUACGAACAUACUUUCGAGACAGUUCGUCUUCUAUCCGCUCGCAGUGCCAGAAUUGCGCGGUCUCAUGGCACUCGGGUGUGGGAGGUUUUUGAUAUUAAUGACCCCUCCAAAACGCGCCGGGUCCUCAAGGACACUUGGUAUAAAAAGGGAAAAGCACCUGAAGGGAAUAACUUGAGGGAUAUCCGAUCUUGUCUCCAAAGUGACCCAGAGGGCCUGCUACACCUUCCAGAAGUCCCCAUGCACGGCCAAGUUCGCCUUCCAGACAACACCAUGGACGAUAUUUUUGACCUCUCUCGCCGAAAAGUCAACUGGACUCGUAGACAACGACGUAGCGUCAUUCCGGGUGAUGAAAUGUUCUCGUUCUAUUCAUCAACACCAACUGCAGAGAUAGAAGGGCCACCAACUCUCGAAGACUACAUAGAUAGUAUCGAAGAAGACCUCUGGGAGUCUCGCCGAUGGAGAACGAGAGACACACUCCGAUGCCACUGGCGGCUGGUUUACGUUGACUCUCCCAGAAUCGCUUUGAGCGACAUCAGAAGAUAUGAUGAAAUGCUGCUUGCCCUCAUUGGUGCCCUGAAAGGUUUGCAAUUCGGUAUUUCUCGUACCCUUUACUUUCUCACCUUUCCUACAGCUCUUCGGGCCAUUUACUCAGGAGCAUUCUUUAAGGCCGUGGAAGUCGGUGCCCCGGCUAAAUCCUUCCUUUUUAUUCCAGAACAGGCAUACGAAUCCUCUUUAAUACUGGGGAACAGUAAAUAUCACGAGAUUCGAUGGUUCCAUAACCCUAUUCACGACAUCGAACCCAUUUGGUGGAUCGCCAUCUGGUUGACCUUAUUCUUCACGGAAACCGGCACCUUGGACUCUCGCGCCAAGAAGGCAUAUCGCGACUUUUUCCCUCCAGAAGACCAUAGUUCUCAAAACCAGCGCUUUCUCGGUCUGUUACAGGGCUACAUGUUCAGCAAAGUUUACCAGCAACCAUUCUUUUCUACCUACUUUUUAAACCUGCGAGAGUGUUUGGUGCAUGGCUAUGGGACACUACAUGGUGACCUACAGCUAGCAGGUGACAGACCGAUCUAUCGAGAAACUUUUGAGCGGUUCCUGGAGAUAAUGGAGACGAUGAGACGGUCCCUUGGCCAGCUUGGACAAAUGAAGCUACAGCCUUUACGUGGAAUCCCCUCAAACCCUUCCUUCGUAUGGGGCCAUCAAAAGCAGGAGUUUGAGGAUAACGGUGGACAGCAAUGGCGAAAAUGGUUCAAGGAAUGUGGAAAAGCAUUCCGAAUCAAAGCAGCUUGGGGUCACCAAGAUAUCCUUAUUCUAGCGGAUACUGUUGCAGUGUCUCAUGUAUUCUCCAAAAAUCCAUACAAUUAUGCCCACCCACCUAUAUUCCGUGCUUUCGUUGGAAGGUUGACGGGCCAUUCUCUAUUGUGGGUCGAAGGCGCUAGUGAACACCGACGCAUGAAAUCUCUGGUUGCACCCGCAUUUUCGAGAGAAAACGUUCGAAACAUAGGACCUAUCAUCUACCAAGUAGCUUCACAUAUGCAAGACCAUCUCGCUUCUCAACUUCAAUCGUCGAAAUCUAUCGAGCUCAACGCGUUCGACUUGACAGGCCCGGCUGCCCUGGAUGUCAUUGGCAAGGCGGCAUUCGGGUACGAUUUUAAUGCCAUUGAACAUGGUCCUCAUGCAGUUAUGAUCAUGGAUAUGUGGAGACAUCAGAACGAAAUGGGAAUAUCCGACGCCGGGUUCAAGGCGACCAUGACCCUCCAACUGUUACCCUGGAUUACAUACCUCCCUCUCAAAGCACUAAAAGCACAGGCAGCUAUCGUCAACCACAUUCGCGAAUUUGCAAAGGAGAUUGUCGACAGGGGAGAGAUCGACACCAAGGUUCGAGCAAAUCAAAGACAAGAUCCCGCAAAACGAGUGAGCAUGGAAGAGAUUUACAACCACGUUGUCACCUUUGUCGUCGCUGGACACGAAACUACGGCAGGUGCGAUUGCCUUUGGACUAUGGCUCCUCGCCAAACACCCAUCCAUGCAACAACUCCUCAGGGACGAAGUCACCAGCUUCGGAGGAGAGCCGUCCUACGACGAGCUGGACGACCCCAAUACACUUCCUUACCUUGACGCCGUCUGCAAAGAGAGCAUCCGUCUUUUCUCGGCUGGAGCGAGGAACGAAAAGGUUGCAGAGGCCGACGACGUUAUCCCCCUUCGUGAACCAGUCAAAGGCACCGACGGCUCGUGGAUCACUUCCAUCCCCGUCAAGAAAGGCCAGAUUAUCCACAUUCCUGGUAUUGCGAUUGAUAGAGAUGAAGAUGCGUGGGGUGAUGCGGAUACGUUCCGUCCUACUCGGUGGCUCGUUGGUGGCCCAGUUGCAGAAAAAUAUUGCAAACCCGGUGAACCAGGACUGUUACCUGCAGACCAGAUGUGUGGUGGCUGGGCUCAUCAGUUUAGUUUUUCAGAGGGACCUAGGACAUGUAUCGGGAUAAAAUUGGCGCUGUUCGAGUACAAGGUCUUGAUGUUGACCCUCAUCAGGCACUUUAGGUUCCACGAUACAGGUGCAGAGCUCGAGCUGAGGUUCGCUGCGGCGUUGACCUCGAGAGUGGUCGGAAAGCAACAUGAAGGAAUCAACCUGCCCGUACGAGUCACUCUGACUUUCAUAACUGUUUUUAUUCGAAUUUAUCAAUGGGUGACCGUGCCAAGCAGUCUGGAUGAAGUGAGGAAGUCAACCCUCCCCUACACGGCAUCAUCAAUUUGGCGAUGCCUUACUCAUUUCGGGACCUUUUUCUUAAAUCUGAAUUAUAAGUCUAGAUGCAUGGCCGCUGGGGUGGAGAUGGGAUCUGCACAGCAGAUAGCAGUUCUAGUUGAGGGCUCAAUAGGGAACUCUCACAUAAACUCCCAUAUAUCUGGGCACUCACCAGCGCUUUCGGACAUGAUGGAUUCUCUCUAUCCCAUGGAUGGCUUUGAGGAGGCCAAGCCCUUACACUCGGGCAAUUCCACUUGCGCUAUGCGCAAAGAGAGCCGCUUCAAGAUCUGGAGCUCAGUCAUACUCCCAAUGUGCUGCCAUCUCCUGAUCGCAGUCGCAGUCGCGGUGGCCAUCCUUCACGCCGUCAAUGGCCACCAUUUUAGCACGUCUUCUACGCAAAAAUUCUUUCAGGAGUCGGAUGGAAGAUUGAAGUUUCUCGGCUUCUCUGCUCUGCGGCAAUCCGAUGUCACAACACUCAUCUCGCUCAGUGCGACUCUCACUCGUGCCAUAGCCGCUUAUUGCUGUGGUAUCGCGUCCUGGCGCGCGGCGUUCAUUCUGCUCGAGAAGACGGGACUUACGCUUUCCGAGUUUGAUAGAAUGUCAUCCACCCUACCCCUCAUUCUCCCCUGGCCAUGGGACCCUUACCGAUUUGUAAUUGCAGCGAUUGCUUUACUAUUCGUCUCUUCGGAAUUAUACACUCCUAUCCUCAACGGUGCCAUUACAUGGGAGUCAGGGACGAGCUUUGCCCCCAAUCCACAGAUUUUGAAGGGGAUUACGCAAAGUGGACUACAUCUAUGGAACCACCAUGGGCUUCCUGACCAAAGACAGGGAAUUGUUUAUCGAGCAGUUGGUCAUGCUACGACUGCCCUAGGGAAUGGGAAACACGUUGAUGAUGGUCACCACAUCUCCGACCUCUGGCGUGUCGUAGAUGCUUCACGCAACAUUCCCGUCAAUAGCACUCUAAGCAACAUUACUAUCCCAUUCUUCGCUAUCGACUCUAUCGAAUGGCUUAGUGACCCCGUCAAUACGUUGGACGCCCAGACGCUAAGGGCCACAGAUGCCGGGAGUAACCUGCUCAACUAUACUUCAGCGGGUAACCCGAUGCAGCAAGAGGCCACAGGGAUCCUCGCUUUGAUCCCACGCACCGAUUGGCA
Messenger RNA from Acaulospora colombiana, 4964 nucleotides. The record is from the annotation of a GenBank genome assembly. Lineage: Eukaryota; Fungi; Glomeromycota; Glomeromycetes; Diversisporales; Acaulosporaceae.